GAUGUCGUCAAGAGAGAGGAACUGCAACCGAUGUGUCACGGCUUCAAUACAGGCGAGAUUCUAUUGAAAAAGAGGACAUUGCACCGGGUGUAAAUGUACCUGGCGCUAGCAAGAACAAGUGAGAAUACAUAACUUGCCCUACUUUGACACAAAGGACGAAAUAUAAGAACGCUUCACUCGAGAACUCAUCUUUCUCCUCGACCCCUCUUUCUCUCUCUCAUAAGUGUUUCGUUUUUGAACACGCACGUUUUGGAUCACCAUCACUCUGCGACUCUCACCUGUUGACCAUGGAUUUCAGACGGCUAAAGAUUUCAAAGGAGAUUAGAUUUUACAUUUUGGAAAACAGAAGUUACAGGCCUAUCUGCAUCUGGAAAGGUUAGGUAUUGUAGUGUUGCCAAUGUGAACGCAAGCGAGACCACUUCAUUGUAGUGAAUGGCCCGUCCCAGAAGCGAUUAUGAUCAUGCACAGACCCCUCCGAAGGUGGAGUUUUUACGUCUUCUUGUGUUUUGGCAUCAUCUACUUAAGGCUUGGGGCCCUGUCUUCUGUGGUGGCGUUGGGUGCCAACAUCAUCUGCAACAAGAUCCCUGGGCUGGCCCCUCGCCAGAGGGCCAUCUGCCAGAGCCGCCCGGACGCCAUCAUCGUGGUGGGGGAGGGCGCCCAGCUGGGCAUCAAUGAGUGUCAGUACCAGUUCCGCUAUGGCCGCUGGAAUUGCUCCGCCCUUGGGGAGAGGACUGUCUUUGGACAGGAGCUGCGAGUAGGUAGCCGGGAAGCUGCGUUCACGUAUGCCAUCACGGCCGCCGGCGUAGCCCACGCCAUCACGGCGGCGUGUAGCCAGGGCAACCUGAGCCAGUGUGGCUGUGACCGGGAGAAGCAGGGUUACUAUAACCAGGAAGAGGGCUGGAAGUGGGGAGGCUGCUCGGCAGACAUCAAGUACGGCAUUGAGUUCUCCAGGAGGUUCGUGGACGCCCGCGAGAUCAAGAAGACAACGCGACGGCUAAUGAACCUCCACAACAAUGAGGCAGGGAGAAAGGUCCUGGAGGAGCGGAUGAAGUUGGAGUGUAAGUGUCAUGGCGUGUCAGGCUCAUGCACCACCAAAACCUGCUGGACGACCCUGCCCAAGUUCCGAGAGAUCGGCUACGUCCUGAAGGACAAGUACAACCAGGCGGUCCACGUGGAGGUGGUCCGGGCCAGCCGACUACGCCAGCCCACCUUCCUCAAGGUGAAGAAGACCCAGGGCUACCGCAAGCCCAUGGAGACCGACCUCGUCUACAUCGAGAGGUCGCCCAACUACUGCGAGGAGGACGCGGCCACGGGGAGCGUGGGCACCCAGGGGAGGCUGUGUAACCGCACCUCGCCCCACACGGACGGCUGCGACCUCAUGUGCUGUGGCCGGGGCUACAACACGCACCAGUACACCAAAGUGUGGCAGUGCAACUGUAAGUUCCAGUGGUGCUGCUUCGUCAAGUGCAACACGUGCAGCGAGAGGACGGAGGUGUUUACCUGCAAAUAAAGGGGCGUGGCAUAACGGACCUACGGUACUGUACGAUGAUUGGGAGGGGCGUGGCAGGACUCUCUGGAUGACAAGGAAGGCCCCCAGAGGAAAGAUAAAAGGACAUGUCUUGGAACAGGAAUAGUGAGAGAUUUUAAAAUAAAAAGGAAUGGAAUUUUCAAUAUCAGCUCUUCAUGGCAUCGUUUUGCACAGCAGAAUCUAUAUGAGCUUUUUAAGAAAGUAAAGGCUAAAUAUCAAUAGGUAAUAAUACUAAAAUCUUUGACUGACUGAGACAGAAUAAUGUGUGAUCAUGUACUGAUGUAAAGGUUAGGACUACAGGAAACAAAUGGUGCCUGGAUGGGAACUGUGCAUUGCACUCUGGGAUUUGUAGUUCUUUUUUUCACGGAAUGGCUUCUACAUGGAACAGAAAGACAGACUCUGGAGAUGUGGUAGAAAAUGACAGUAACUGUUGAGGGAUGAGACUGGCAUGAGACUCUAAAAGUCCUAGUGAGAACUUUUUAGUUUUCUUUUCUUUUUCUACAGAGGGAGAGAGCAGAGGUGAAUAUUUGAGCCCCCAAACUGGAGGUGUUUUCUUUUUGGAGCUGUGUAGACAUGAAGAACGCUGUGUAAGUGUGGUGCCUAGGGGCGACCGGAAAGCUGAGUGGAGAAGUCUCUAUAGUAAGCCCUCUGCUGCCAACUGGAAUACGGUGGAGUAUGUUAGUUUUCCAGUCACACUGGAACUGUCUGUUUGAACACUGAAAAUAAAUUGUUUAUUUAUGUUAUAGUAUCUUAAAACAAAGCACUAACGGGUAGAAAUGUCUUUUUUUGUACUAAGUGUAAAAAAUACUUUUUAGAUAAUGCAUGUCUUUUAGAAAAUGGCCCCCAUCCCACUAUCAAUCCCCCUUUUUCUAAAAUGGUUUCAUUGCUACUGGUGUGUUGACUACAAAAAAAAUCUACAAUACAGGGUAUUUCACAUCACAAUCAAUCACAUUGGUUCUAUGUUGCUGUAGCAUAGCUUUUGUUUGCAGUCAUUUAUGCAGCAGACGUUAGGCCUACGUCCUGUCUGGGUUAUUUAGCAUAGACAGUAGCAAGAUAACUCAUUUCUUAACGCAAAGAUCCUUCCUCAAUUAUUUAAACAUGAUAUUGCUGGAUGCAUUGUAGAGUGGUGCACUGAUAUUAUUUUCUAUUCACAAACGACUCAAAUUAAAA
This is a messenger RNA of Coregonus clupeaformis (lake whitefish), 2698 nucleotides long. Its product is annotated as protein Wnt-7b. The transcript is spliced from 4 exons. Gene Ontology annotation, biological process: positive regulation of JNK cascade; canonical Wnt signaling pathway; multicellular organism development. Gene Ontology annotation, cellular component: extracellular region. Gene Ontology annotation, molecular function: frizzled binding; cytokine activity. Lineage: Eukaryota; Metazoa; Chordata; Actinopteri; Salmoniformes; Salmonidae. The coding region runs from base 455 to 1510 and encodes 351 amino acids. The record is from RefSeq and is a predicted model, not a curated record.